Messenger RNA from Serpula lacrymans var. lacrymans S7.9, 2451 nucleotides. RefSeq lists its product as uncharacterized. Lineage: Eukaryota; Fungi; Basidiomycota; Agaricomycetes; Boletales; Serpulaceae. Gene Ontology annotation, biological process: tRNA 5'-leader removal. Gene Ontology annotation, cellular component: nucleolar ribonuclease P complex; ribonuclease MRP complex. The transcript is spliced from 14 exons. Bases 1 to 2451 code for a protein of 816 amino acids. The record is from RefSeq and is a predicted model, not a curated record.
AUGGCUUCAAAGCGGAAGAACGACCAAUCUGAUGAGAACACAUCCCGCAAUAGAAAAAAGUUAAGGGUAGCAGAUGCUCGGACUAUCGCAGUACAAUCUGCUGAAUCUGCAGCUGGAGGGACAAAUGCUGCCGCAGGGCCUUCGUCAAGAGCAGCAUCUCAGUUUGAUAGCAUGAAAGGAUUGCCUACUGUACUGGACGUGGAGAAGUUCACCGAGGCUCGUGCUUUCGAAAUAGAUGCAAUGCAAACUGCUAUGAAGAAUGCAAGCGCAAGUUCCACACAUCGUGCAUGGCAGAUGCUACCCAGGCACUUGCGGCGAAGAGCAGCAAGCCAUGAUGUUCGUCGUGUUCCUUUACGUCUGCGAGAGAAGGCACGCGCAGAGAUGGAUCCAGUCCGACGGAAGGCCCUUGGCCGCUCCAUCCCGAAACGCGGAAAGGGGAAGCAGAUUAGUCGAACCGAAGCGUUCUUGAAGCGCCAACGCGAUAAAACAUGGCUCGAGACUCAUAUUUGGCAUGCUAAGCGGAUGAAAAUGGAGAAUCUCUGGGGUUACAGGCUUGCAGUACAGCCAACUGAAAAGUCAUUUCGUCCAUCCCAUCGUGCUGCAGUACACGGCUCCAUCCUUCAUGACGCGUCCUAUUACUCACUUAUCGAGAUAAAAGGCUCAGAAGUGAUUAUCAAAUCUUUGCUGGAAAUGUGCUGCGAUCCUCAGGGGCCCGGUAUCAAGCGGUGUAUGACAGGGGCACGCGUCUUAGAUUCCCACAUAUACAAACCCGGACGAUAUCCUUUUGACUUGAUUGCGCCGGUCACUGUCUUGUGGAUGCCAGUGGCUGCAGGAGAUCCUAUUAAACCACCUAAGAAAACUGUGCUCCGGUCGUCGUCAAAUUCGAAGAAAUCUAAGCGUCAAGAUAAAGGUGAACAAGGAGGACCCAGUACUGCACAGACUCCCCCAUCAGCUGGAGACCGAGUAGUAUGGGUCCGCUGCCAUCCUGCCGUCCACGAUACGAUUUUUACAGCCUUGCAAACAUCUGCUUCUUUGUCUCUCCAAUCUGCCAAACAGCAAGACCAGAGCAAACAUUAUGAGAUAGAAAUCGCAGACUUGCGAGGGCAAGUUAAUGUCUUCGAGAUAAUGGGCCCGAAAUCUAGCCAGGUUAUCAAGGGAGCUUUAUCACCAGCCAAUGAUGAUAAAAGAGAAGAAUUCAAGAAGUUUUGGUCGUCAUUAACAGACCUACAAACAACGGCAUCAUUACCGCGUGGUAUGGUCGUUGGCUUCAAGGUACUUGAUCCACGGCUCAAAUUUCCCCCAAAGAAUGCAAGGCCCCAAUCCAAUGAAUCAGGCCUACCCACGUCUUCACCGGACUUUUCAUUUCCUACAUCGAUUCUUGCACAAAGCCAAAUAUGGGAUGAAGAGAAGCGGAACGGCCUCAAAAAGCCAAGGUACAAGAAGAAAGACUUGGAUGAACGGCGGUCUAAGAACCUCGUUCCUGGGCAAGGCCUUAACCCUUUACGUCAAGAUGAUCGCAUUCCCGUUCUCCUUAUUCAGCGUUCUAUUGAAAAUACUGCCUCAUCCAAUUCGGCACUCCAUGGUUGGACACUUAUUCUACCAGCAGGCUGGGCAAUGCCUUUUCUUUCUUCUUUGAUAUUUACAGGUACACGAGUGGCAGGUCAGCGCGAGCGUAAGACCCAAGCAUUCGAAGCAGGCACUGCAUAUUUUCCUCGCGAUUAUCCCUUCACAGAUUUCUAUGAGCAAUUUGCAGAAGAACGAGCCGACGAGGAGAAGGGGAGUUGGGAAAGGAAACCACCCGCAAAAAGGCCAAAUUUUGAAAAGUUGCAAACUAAGAGCCCUUGGAAACCUGACUGGGAUGUAGUCCUGGGCAUUGCCAACUCAUCAAGGUCUACCUCUGAUAUGGUCCCCACGCAGAGGGAGAAUAAUGCGCCUGCUGGAGAUGCUGACAGACAUGUUAUUCCAUGGCUCUUGCGUGGCGCAGACGUACCUGCUAUGCUGGACAACGCGUUCAAAAUAUUUAAUCACACCGCAGCGGUGCUGGCAGAAAUAAAUAGGCUUAGGGCGAAGAGAUUUUUAGAUGCGUUGGGUCCCAGCACACGCGCUGAAGAUCUCUGGAAAGGAGCUUUGGUAUCGGUGAAACUUAACAUGCGUCGCAAGGGAGCACCCAGCGAUCUCGCCAUCAUAUACCGCAUCGAGGACGCCGAAGCAAAGCAACUAAUGGAUGUCACGACAAAGAAGACCAGAAUGAUUGAGCAUGACCCUUCGACUGAAAUUGAGAUAUCACAAGCUACACCAUCGCCAGCCUCGGUCAUUGGAUAUGUUACAUCUGGCAAUUUUUCUCUUUCUCGAGGACACAGUUUCGCCAUCGGUGCUGUGCCAGUAGCGCAAUUUUUCAACUUGCAACAACAAGCACAGAGGCUAGGCAACCUAGACCUGUUGGAAGGCUAA